AUGGGCGCAGCAACAUGCCGUCUGCUGGCCGAAAGAGGGGCCGGUGCGAUAUGUGUAGGUGAUGUGGUCUCGAAGGGAUUCGGAGCGCUUCAAGAGUCAAUCGCCGCCAUCAAUCCAUCUGUCAAGGUUCGUUGCAAGAUUCUGGACGUGGCGUCGUCAACUUCGGUAGAUGAGUGGAUCAACGAUAUCAUAAGUACAUUCGGGGAGCUUCACGGGGUUGCAAAUAUUGCCGGGCUGCCCCAAGCUAUUGGAGAAAGAGGGGUACCGGCGAUCCUCGAAGAAACUGAUGAGGAAUGGCGUCGGAUUCUAGGUGUCAAUUUGAAUGGCAUUUUUUACUGCACGAGAUCGGAAAUUAAGGCGAUGAAGAGCCUUCCCACUGCAAACAGAGCUAUUGUGAAUGUGUCGAGCAUGGCUUCAUUACAGCACAACCCAGAUGUCUAUGCGUAUCGCACCUCGAAGGCUGCAUGCUCUCAUUUCACUACAAGCGUGGCAAAGGAUACAACGAGUCUUGGUAUUCGGAUAAACUGCGUUUCACCUGGAGUAACUGAUACCCCUAUGUUGGGGAGCUUUAUUCGCAGCUCCGAUCAAGUUCGAGAAGGAUGGAUCAAGAAAGGUUGGAAUUUCAUGAGCGCUGAGGAUGUGGCGCGUGUUGUUGUUUGGCUCCUUGGUGACGAUUCCAUCCCGGUUUUUGGGUCGAACAUCAAUGUCGGAGCGGGUCUUCCGUAA
Messenger RNA from Penicillium cinerascens, 726 nucleotides. RefSeq names its product chanoclavine-I dehydrogenase easD (gene fgaDH). NCBI's taxonomy places the organism in Eukaryota, Fungi, Ascomycota, Eurotiomycetes, Eurotiales, Aspergillaceae. The coding region runs from base 1 to 726 and encodes 241 amino acids. The transcript has 2 exons. The record is from RefSeq and is a predicted model, not a curated record.